CUUACAGAGAAUGCAUGGAUAAUGGGACGUGGGCGUUGAAGAGCAAUUACUCCAAUUGUGAGCCCAUUUUGGAGGAGAAGAGAAAAUAUCCGAUGCAUUAUAAAAUAGCACUCAUCAUCAACUACUUAGGCCACUGUAUCUCUGUGGGAGCUCUAGUCGUGGCCUUCAUUCUCUUCUUGUGCUUAAGGAGCAUACGAUGUCUCCGAAACAUCAUCCACUGGAACCUAAUCACCACCUUCAUCCUGAGGAAUGUGAUGUGGUUUCUGCUUCAGCUUAUUGACCACAAUAUCCACGAGAGCAACGAGCCCUGGUGCCGAUUAAUCACAACAAUAUACAACUACUUUGUAGUGACGAACUUCUUCUGGAUGUUUGUUGAAGGAUGUUACCUCCACACGGCGAUUGUAAUGACUUACUCCACUGAUAAGCUCAGAAAGUGGGUCUUCCUUUUCAUCGGCUGGUGUAUCCCAUUUCCGAUAAUAGUUGCCUGGGCCAUAGGGAAGUUGUAUUAUGAAAAUGAACAAUGUUGGUUUGGAAAAGAACCUGGAAAAUAUAUGGACUACAUUUACCAGGGACCUGUUAUUCUUGUGCUACUGAUUAACUUUGUUUUUCUCUUCAACAUCGUCAGAAUUCUUAUGACCAAACUCAGAGCUUCAACCACAUCGGAAACAAUACAGUACAGGAAAGCUGUGAAAGCAACACUGGUCCUCUUACCCCUGCUGGGCAUCACCUACAUGCUGUUCUUUGUGAAUCCGGGGGAAGACGACAUCUCACAAAUAGUCUUCAUCUAUUUUAACUCAUUUUUGCAGUCUUUUCAGGGCUUCUUUGUGUCAGUGUUUUACUGCUUCCUAAAUGGAGAGGUACGCUCGGCAGUGAGGAAACGAUGGCACCGCUGGCAAGACAACCACGCCCUGCGAGUGCGAGUGGCCCGAGCCAUGUCCAUCCCCACAUCUCCAACCAGGAUCAGCUUCCACAGCAUCAAACAGACCACGGCUGUGUGACCAGAGGAAGAGCACAUCAUCUCCUAUAACACAUCCAACAGAACAGACUUCAUGUUCUACAGAAACACCUACAGAACAUACUCAUUCCUCUUAAAAGACCAAGUUAUGUCUGAUAUGAGCAAAGACGGACAUUUCUGUUGUUUGUGGAAAAAAAAUAGCAUAGGAAGGUACUACACAUGAAGUGUAAUUGGAGGAAAAAAGGUUGCAGGAGGUUGUAUCUCCUAGAACAUACGGUACAUGAGGUGUAAGGUUUGAGUUUUCCUGAAGAUUAGAGUAUCUGACAUAAAUAUGACUUCAUCAUCAGACUGCCAGAGUGAGUCUUAUCGUCUGAUCUCUCGGUGUGUUGUCAUUGCUGCUGUCAUCUUUCAGCCUGCUGGUUUUUUAUGGAGUAAGAUUAUUCUACAAGAUUUGCUGCAGGAUACUUUUAACAGCUCACACAACUGUAAGCACCUGCUUCAUUCUCACAUAGUGGGUGGGCCACGAGGAAUUUCUUGCAGUGUAAUUAGAAGCGUCAACCAAGAUGCACUCAAAAUGUUGCCCCAAAAAAAAGAGCCAUUUGUGUGUUGUGAAUACUGAAAUGCUUUUUGAGUAAAAUGGUCUGUCUUUUCAACAGCUGCUUUUGACAGGGACAGUAGAGAGGCUCUGGGGGAUAGGGCAUUUAACCUGAAACAAAAAAUUCAAAAGAGACUCUGCUGUUUCUUGCCAAAAGGGAUGAAAAGUUAUUUUACAUGGAGUGUUUUUCACCCCACCUGUGGUGGCACAUUUUGUUCAAAUUCAUUGAAAUUACUACUUUUUUACAUCCACCCAGUCAUUCCAGUCCUCAGAGAAGUCUGACUUCCCUCCUUUCAUUGUGUGUACUUUUACACAUAUUGAGUUGAAUUUUUUUUGUCAAGUAUUGUACGAUUGUUAACAUUUUUUUAAUACUCUCUGGUCCAGGUAAUUGUUUCCCUCAUUAUUAUUUGCUUCCCCCUUUGCUGUCUUUGUUUUUGUCUUCUCAGAGAAGUGAGGGUGUGAUCAUACAGAGCUAUUUAAGCAGAUAGGUUUGAACUCCCCCGAGGCUUAUGGGUGAGCAGGCCUACAUUAGAGGCGAGUAAAGAUACAGCACUCUUUCAUUACUGAGUCAUUUAUGUCAUUUGUGUGUAAUGUAUAUGUGUAUUGGAAGUGCAGGUAAAGUGGAAAAGAUGAAUUAUUUUGGCUUUAUCUUGGUGUUUUUUAAUGAGUAUCAAAACAAAGCUGCUGUUUCAAGAGAAAAGAAACUUGAUGAGUGGGCACCAAUUUCCUCUGAUGCCAACUCUUUCAUCUGCUCAGGCUGCUCACACAAUUGCAGGGACAACAACAACCAUCUAUCUGCAAUCUCAAAACCACUUGUCUUUUGUGCUAAAACAUGCAGAAGGAUCGCGAUAAAGGAUGAAAAAAAGGAUAUAUUGAGUUACAUGAGAAGUUUGAUACUUCUCUCAUGUAUGUGCAUCAUUUAGCAGUUGGCAGUAGCAACUAGUCAAUUAGCUUAGCAUAACAUAAAGUCUGGAAGCACAGGAAAAGCUUGGCUCAGUCCACAUUUCUCCCAUCCAAGAAAUAGUUUUUGGCACAUAACCACUAAAAUAUAAAGAAUGUUUAGUAGUACACUUUGGUUAUUGAAUGGGUUUUAACAUUGAACAUGUUGAAAUAUGAGCAUUAGAGUUAUUGGUGGAUAUAUGUUGUUAAGAUGCUGUUUCUCAUGUUUCUAGUCUUUGUGCUAAACUAAGCCAGCAGACAGCUUGCAGUAUUUUUAUUUUUAACAGUCAUGACAGAAGAUCUUCUCAUCUGACAUUAAAACAAGAAACAGCGUCAAACUUUUUUUGGGAAAAAUUAUCCAUUUUCAGCUUGUUUUAUUUGGUUUAUUUUUUCUUUUAAGUUAAAUCUAUGGGUUACUUAUUUGUGAUUCUAUGUCAGGAUUAAAAUACACUGGAUCUGUUCUGUGGUUUUGGAUUUUAAAGAUAAAAGAGAAUCUCUACUGAAUUGUGACCAAAUGUGUUUAAUGUUGUUAUGUAUAAAACAUGUUGUCUGUCCUUGUUGUACUUUGUAUUUUCUGUUACAUUAUAGAAGACAUUUACAGUUUCGGUAAACAGCUGCCCUUCUGGACUGACAAAAGCCUUUUUUUUGUUUCAAAUGUCGAUCAUCCAAAGGGAUUCUAUUGUAAAUAUUUGAUCCUGUUUUAUAAACCAACAUUUCUGUUUUCCCAAUCACAACUUCUGCGGGUGUAACACAGAGCGCCUCCCCAUGAUCGAAUAAAUGUGAAAUAUGUUUUGACAAAAACAAAAAAAAAACAGAUCAUCUACUCAAAUUCACCAAAGAGACAAAUCAUGUUUACCAGCAUCCAGAAUUUUAUUCUCCCCACAUUACAAAAGUUGUCACUGCCCUUAGUAGACCAAAUCGUAUGUUUAUUUGAUUUUUACUCCAUUUACUGUACACAAUUUCAUGUAUUCAAUGCUGUGUGACAUCAGAGUUGUCAUUCAUCACUGUACCUGGAUACAUCUGACCAACUGAUUAUGUGGGAAACUACAUGUCCAACCACCUAUGUUGCCUUACAAGUGAAAAAAAUGCAUUCUAUAUGUCAAAAGUAAGCUAAUGUUACUGUAAAUAACGUUUCAUUGUGUUAUUGAUAUACAUUUGUACAUGCACAUGUGAAAGGAAAAAAUGUUAAUUUGAUUAAAAACUAUUACUCUUA
This is a messenger RNA of Labrus bergylta (ballan wrasse), 3702 nucleotides long. Lineage: Eukaryota; Metazoa; Chordata; Actinopteri; Labriformes; Labridae. The record is from RefSeq and is a predicted model, not a curated record.